This is a messenger RNA of Melospiza georgiana, 2000 nucleotides long. It is a transcript of the gene YARS2, whose product is annotated as tyrosyl-tRNA synthetase 2. The record is from RefSeq and is a predicted model, not a curated record. Gene Ontology annotation, cellular component: cytosol; mitochondrion. Gene Ontology annotation, molecular function: tyrosine-tRNA ligase activity; RNA binding; ATP binding. Lineage: Eukaryota; Metazoa; Chordata; Aves; Passeriformes; Passerellidae. The transcript has 5 exons. Gene Ontology annotation, biological process: tyrosyl-tRNA aminoacylation. The coding region runs from base 1 to 1503 and encodes 500 amino acids.
AUGGCCCCGCCCUCCUGGCGGUCCCGGCGUGCCCCGCGCGCGAUGGCGGCGCCCGCGCUGUGCCGGCGCUGCGGGCGGGCGGCGGGGCCGUGGGGCCUGCGCCGGGCCCCGCCGCUGCUGCCGCCGCCGCUCCGCCGCCGGGCCCACGAGCAGGCGCGGCGGGCGCGGGGCGCGGCGGGGCUGCUGGCGGCGCAGUGCGAGCGCGGGCUGUUCCAGGAGGUGUUCCCGGCGCAGAGCGCGGAGGAGCAGCUACCGGCGCUGCUGGAGCCGGGCCGGCCGCCGCUGGCCGCCUACUGCGGCUUCGACCCCACGGCGGACUCGCUGCACGUGGGGCACCUGCUGCCCGUCAUGGCGCUGCUGCACUUCCAGCGCGCCGGCCACGACGUCAUCGCCGUGGUGGGCGGGGCCACGGCGCGGCUCGGGGACCCCAGCGGGCGGGAGCGCGCCCGGGAGCCGCUGCCGGCGGGGCGGGUGCGCGCGCAGGCGCGGGCGCUGCGCGCGGGGCUGGAGCGGCUGUUCGGGAACCACCGGGAGCUGUUCUGGGAGCCCGGCGCCGGGCGGCUCGGCCGCGCCGCCCUGCUGGACAACGCCCGCUGGCUCGGCCGGGAGCCGCUGCUCCGCUUCCUGGGCGGCGCCGGCGGGCGGCUCCGCAUGGGCACGCUGCUGAGCCGGCAGAGCUGCCAGGCGCGGCUGCGCAGCGCCGAGGGUAUGAGCCUGGCCGAGUUCCUGUACCCCGCGCUGCAGGCCUACGACUUCCUGCACCUGCACCGGCACCACGGCUGCCGCAUCCAGCUGGGCGGCCACGACCAGAUGGGAAACAUCAUGUCCGGAUACGAGCUCGUCACCAAGAUGACAGGAGCAGAGGUGUUUGGAAUUACUGUACCUCUUAUUACCAGUACUACUGGUGAUAAACUGGGAAAGACUGCUGGAAAUGCAGUUUGGCUGAACAGGGAGAAGACUUCUCCUUUUGAGCUCUAUCAGUUUUUUGUCAGACAGCAAGAUAAUGUGGUUGAAAAAUACCUGAAACUAUUCACCUUCCUUCCUCUUGAGGAGAUUGCCCACAUCAUGGAAAUGCAUGCUAAAGAACCUGAGAAAUGGGGCCCUCAGAAACGACUGGCUGCUGAAGUAACUAAGCUUGUCCAUGGUAGAGAGGGGCUGGAAUCUGCUAAGAGGUGCACUAAGGCCCUUUACCACAGCAGUGUGGAGGCACUGGAAGAAAUGUCUGACCAAGAGCUACAGGAACUUUUCAGACAAGCAACUUCUGCUGAACUGCUGCUUGAACCUGGCAUGACUGUUCUUGACUUGUGUCGCAAAGCAAAUGCCAUUCCAGAUGGACCUAGUGGGUACCGGAAAAUUACAGACGGAGGAGUUUCAAUAAAUGGGAAUCGUGUAACUAAUCCUGAGACUGUUCUUAUUCUGGGACAGCAUAUUCUGAAGAAUGGAGUGUCAUUACUUAGAGUUGGAAAGAAAAAUUACUACAUUAUAAAAUGGCUGCAGUUGUGACAACAGAGUAUCUCCCUAAAAGGACAGGUCUCUGACUCUGCUGCUUGAAGAGGUACUUGAAGAUAUUUCUGUACUGUGCAUUACUACACAGCUCACAGACUGCCCAAGACUUUUUUCAAAAUGCACCAGAGUUCUGAUAAAGGAGCUGAGUUAUACCACUGAAGAGAUUGUGGAUACUCUGCCUUAUUCAAAGCACCAUCCAUAAGGAUCUGCAUAAGAAGAAAAUGAAAAGAUUCAUUUCAAAGUCCAGCGAUGGAGAUGUGCUUCCCCUCCUGUAACAGCCCCCUGUGUUGUAGAGGAACAGUGGCCAGUUAUUCCACAGGAAAAUGAGCCAAAGCAAACUCAAACCCACUCCUUCUUACAGCCAGUGAAAGAAUCCUUGCUGGGGGCAAAGACAACCAACCUGUGGUCAUGUUUCCCUGAACAGGAUUGCUUUGAAGGAAGCUGCAGAAAAGUCAUAAUAAAGAUUCAUAAUAAAUGAUUAGGCACUAAUGUAA